UACGACAGAGUGCGUCCGUGCGCGUGGUGGGAACGGUAGCAAGAUGGCGGCGCUGAAGGAGGAGCAGUGCUACGGACUGUCCUGUGGAAGAGUGAGCAACGGUAGCAAUGUCUCCGUCUUUCACGUUAAACUCACUGACAGCGCGCUGAGAGCGUUUGAAGGCUACCAGAGCGGCAAGGUCCUGUCAUCACGACCAUUGAUCAGGUUUAAUGGAAACCAAGGGAAGAUUUCGAUACCACGGUCAGAAAAUUCCAGUGAACUGCAAACGUUUACUUUCUACCUGUCAAAUGUGGGCAGAGAUAACCCCCAGGGCAGCUUCGACUGCAUCCAGCAGUACAUCACGAGUGAAGGGAGCAUUCAGCUGGAUUGUUUGGGUGGGAUCCAGGACAAGAUUACAGUAUGUGCCACAGACGACUCCUACCAGAAGGCCAGGGAGAGCAUGGCCCAGGUUGAGGAGGAGACUCGCAGUAGGAGUGCCAUUGUCAUCAAACCUGGUGGGAGAUACGUAGGUAAGAAGGUCCAGAUCCGGAAACCGGCACCUGGCCUGUCAGACGUUGCCCCGUUACGGAGGACGUCUCGGCCCGUCAUCAUCUCUAGCAGUACGCUAAAGAAGGGCACACCUCAGCACAGGCCGCUCCGGGAGCGCCUUGUACACCUGUUGGCCCUCAAGCCUUACAAGAAGCCUGAGCUGAUCCUGAGGUUGCAGAAAGAUGGCCUCCUGCCAUUAGACAAGGACUCCCUGGAUAGCCACCUGCAACAGGUGGCGAACCUGAAUGGGAAAGACAACGCCUUCACAUUGAAGGACUUUUUGUAUAAGGAAAUUCAGAAGGAUUGGCCGGGCUACACAGAAGGAGACCAGCAGAUUCUCAAGAGAAUCCUGUUUAGGAAACAGAGCCAGGCCCAGAACAGUUCUGCCCCUCCACUGGAGAGCCCGCCCAAAGACCUGGCCGGCAGCUCCCCAUCUCAGAAACGGCCCGCUGCUGACUUCAUCGACCCCCUUGUCAACAAAAAGCCCAGGAUAUCGCACCUCGCCAGCAAGGCUGCAACAGCCCCAGUCAAUGGCAAGCUCGGCUCCAUCAACGGGAGAGGAGAGGCAGGUGGAUUGCAGGCAGCAGUGGCGGUUUCUAUCUCAGACGGCGGCAUGACAUCCAGCUCCCAGCAGCUCCCUGUGCUGGACAUCCCUCGUCCAUUUGAAGCACUGUCGGAUGUCAGCAACGACUCCAGCCACAACGGUAGAGACUGUGACUCUCAGGAAACAGCGGUGUCCGAGAGGCUCAGCCAACCGCCUUCGCUUUUCUCGGGCUCAACGAUGCUCACUGCACCCAGCAUUGGCACAUCAUCUCCUGGACCCAUGGUCCUGGAGGGGCCUCGGGACAAGAGUCCUUCAUCCUGCAACAACAAGUCCAGGAAGAAGUCAAAAAAGCAUAAAGACAAGGAGAAGAGCAAAGACAGGGAGAGAGUGAGAGAAAAGGCGCAAGAGAAGGAGAAAGAGAAGGAGAGGAAGAGUCGUGAGGAGCGUGUGCCUGAGCCUAACAGAGCCUGUGAGAUGAGCCCAGCAAGCAUCAAAAGCAACAGUAUUCCACACAAAAGCACAGAUCUGAAUGGAAUGUGCAACAGUACCAGUAUUCCUUUGUCAUCACCUGAGGUGGCAGACUAUUUAUUGAAGUACACAGUGAUCGGCUCGCUGGAGCAGCGUCAGAGGUAUAAAAACGAUUUCAACGCUGAGUACAGUGAGUACCGGGGUUUGCACGCUCGGAUAGAGGGCAUCACCCGGCAGUUCACGGUGCUUGACAAUGAGCUGAAACAGCUCCACCAAGGCACAGACAAGUACAAGACAAUCCACAAUCAGAUACUUCAAGAGUAUCAUAAAAUAAAAAAGACUAAUCCAAACUAUAGUCAAGAGAAGAACCGCUGUGAAUAUCUACACAACAAACUGGCACAUAUAAAGAGACUUAUUGCCGAGUACGAUCAACAGCACCUUUUAAAGUAGUUAGUAGACAUUGUUUCCCUGUUAUCUCUGGAAACCAAGCAGAUAAAGGAAAACUCUGGAUUCCGCUUGUGCUAAAAUAAAACGUUCUCAUGAAAGAUGCCAUGAAGAGAGGAUUCCCCUCAUUGGGGCCAAAGGCUCUAGUGAGGACUAAGCAAGACACACAAUCUUCUUUCUCUUUACUUUUUUUUUUUUCUUUUUCUUUUUGGAGGAUGGGGUUGUGCCUGGUGUGGCCAGGUCCGUCUGUGUAGUUACAAUGCAUCCAGGAAAAAAGGUUCUGCGUGGCUUUGUUUUUCUCUACAGCCCACCCUGCUUAUAGUGCACAGAGGUCUGAAAGAGUCAAACAUGGAAACUUUCCCACUUUCUUGGGAGAUAUGCGAAUAAUCUUUCCUGUUUUUGAAACCGGAGAGAAGGGGGACACUGAGAUGAAAACUGCAGAUUGUACGCCAAAUGCAACUAAUUUGUUUUUUGAGUAAAGAAAACUUAAGUGAAUUUCCCCAUAUACUGAAUCGAAUGGUUGUGACGUUGAAUUUAUCUCUCGGUUUUUCUUUUAUUUAUUUUUUGACACUUAACUGGGAGGCGGGGGCGGGGACUGAGUCUGUUCUACACUCCUCAAUAUCAGUACUUAAAAGCUGUCUCUCUUAUUUUCUGUCCUCGCAUCUUGAAUGUCAGCCAGUAUUUUAUUCAGAAGCUGCCUUGUCCAUCUAAUUGUCAAACUGUUGGCGUUUAUUAUUUUUUUUUCUCUUUUGAAGAGAUGCAGAUAUUACUGUUUAAAUCAAAAUGAUGCCUCUAAACGCACCUAGUCAGACGCAAGUUUGUGCGCUUGGCUUUUCUUUUCUAAAAAUCAUGUAGAUUUCUUUGAACACGGUCUCCUCACUCAGUCAUGACGAGCUGAAGUGCUUGUUCAUUGGUUACAGCAGUGGUCCUUAGUUUCAUCAUGUCGUAUCAAUGAAAAACUAGAUUUAGUUCUUAAUUGGUUGUCUUUCCAGGUUAGGUCAUGACGGCUUUUGUAGCAAUAGAAUGAGUCAAGGUUAUCUGAAGAGUUCAUUUCCAGUUAUACUCUUCUUCAUGCUUCAGAAGAUCCUCUAAUUGUAAGAUGAUGCAGACAGGGGAUGUAGAUCUGAAGGCUUUUUUUUUUUCCAACUUAAAAAUGUUUUUAAAAAUUAGGUAGAGUCACAGAUCUGAUAUCUCCUAAGUUACCAUCAAUUUCACAUUUUUAGUUAUGUUAAAAUAGUGUUUACAGUGUCUUUAAAAAGAUCAAAUUCUUUGUUUUGUCUGCUCAUCGACCCACAUGAAUAGUCCAUUGAGACGACUGUUAAGAUGAAGCCAUCCUUGAUCAUCUUCCAGGUGUUGUCCUCUUGGAGAAGGAGGGCUCCCCUGCGACCAGUUUUUGCCUUUUUCAAAUGUGAUGUCAGAUAUUCACAGAGGUUGACCUGAAAUCUUUUUCCUGGAUCAGCUCUCCCUUUCUGAGAAGCGUCGCGUCAAAGGCGGAUCCACGAGACGGAUCCGUAGAUAAUUCAGAAAUGCUGUAUCGGACACUUAACCCGAUGAAGGAGCGAGUCGAGUUUAGUCAGCGAAUGCGUUUCUUAUAUCGAUCUUUUUAUGUGAAUAUGAAAAAUCAGCACUUUUUCUCCUGAUCUUGCUGUUACCUGGGGGUUUUGUCCAAACGACUUUUCUCUUUGUCCAUCAGAGUGCAUGCUUUAUGAAUGUGUUACAAUGAACAGUCUUUCUAUCUUUACUUGAAGGAAAAAAAAAAACUGCCCAUGGAUAUUAAAAUCCAAGCAAAGGCCUAGUCCAACUGAAUCAGUAUGUAAUCAAUUCGACAUGGCUCUGACCAGCAUGUAUACCAAAGUGCUUACGGAAUGGGAUGAAACAAAACGCUCUACCAAAUGUUGGCAAAGGAACAUGUCGCAGUAUUCUCGGUUUCGUGUUUUUAUCAUGUCUUUUGUCAUAAUUUAUCAUCCAGUGGAAUCUUUCUCAGUGUUUUCUUGUGAGAAGUCAGAGGACGGUCCUUUGCUCCAGAUGGGAUUUUGCACGACUUGGCUCAAGUGUUUCAAUGUAAUGCCAGGUUUCAGAUUAUAUCACUCAACUAAUGCAAACACUACAUCAAGGCCAAUGCUCCGAGACUCAUCACAGCGAUGCUGCUGGGUCUAGACUGAGGCUGGAUUUGGAACUUGAUGAUGUCUGGGUGAGGGAACAUACAGUUUGUAAAGGUCUUUUUACCAGAAUCAACACUCGGCAUCGCCCAGUACUGCAACCUUUUAACAAGAAAGACUCCUUUCACCAUUCUUACUGUGGUAUCUUGUUUUCUAAAAGCAUUCUGACAUGAUUACUGUAUUACACCUCUUAUUACGGUCAAAUCCAUUGUGAAUGAGCUCAUCAGUAAACAUGUUUUGAUCCGAUGGAGAGCAAACUGUUUGAAAGUAACGAUAUGCCAGCACAGGAGUACCGUUGUAUGAGCUGAUUGUGCCAAAAUGAUCUGUUGUAUAGUUUUUUUCUUUUUUUUUUUCUUUUCUCUUCAGUAUAUACAUGCUGCUGUAUGAGCAAAGAGGUCUUUGGAGAAGAGUCAUGAAAUGUUGGCGCUAAAACCCAAAGCACGCUUUUUGAAAACCAUAAGGGACUGGGACUGAAAUUGAUCUUUGUUUCAAUAAAAUUCUUUAAAAUCCUUAUUUGUGAAAUUCUGAA
Molecule: messenger RNA, 4672 nt
Organism: Dicentrarchus labrax (European seabass)
Lineage: Eukaryota; Metazoa; Chordata; Actinopteri; Moronidae
Gene: ell
Product: elongation factor RNA polymerase II
Exons: 12
Coding region: 44-1990 (648 amino acids)
Biological process (GO): positive regulation of transcription elongation by RNA polymerase II; transcription elongation by RNA polymerase II; snRNA transcription by RNA polymerase II
Cellular component (GO): transcription elongation factor complex
Molecular function (GO): cis-regulatory region sequence-specific DNA binding
Source: RefSeq, a predicted model, not a curated record